This is a messenger RNA of Cornus florida, 3318 nucleotides long. Its product is annotated as protein argonaute 5-like. Gene Ontology annotation, cellular component: cytoplasm. The record is from RefSeq and is a predicted model, not a curated record. Gene Ontology annotation, molecular function: protein binding; RNA binding. Bases 116 to 3091 code for a protein of 991 amino acids. Lineage: Eukaryota; Viridiplantae; Streptophyta; Magnoliopsida; Cornales; Cornaceae. The transcript has 22 exons. Gene Ontology annotation, biological process: regulatory ncRNA-mediated post-transcriptional gene silencing.
UUUUCCAAUUUCAUUUAUCCAACUUUGUCACAUACACAGAGUACAAAUCUAUCAACUUUGCUGUGGAUUUUCAUCUCUCUCUUAAGGCUGUACAAAUUCGCUCUCAGUGACGACAAUGUCUGGCCGUGGCAGAGGUCGUGGUGGCCGACGAGGCCAGCAACAUCGGCGGUAUCAAUCGGGGCGCGGCGGAGGAAGAGGCCGAGCUGGCGGCGGAUCAUACGGCUCUCAGGCGCCGGCUAGAAAUCCACAGGCUGCUUCGCAUUCCCGUCCAGCAUUCUCACAACCGGACCCCCAAAUGCCAUCUUCUUCGGCAUCCAUGCCGUCGGCGGCGGAACCUCUCGGCCGCGAUUUCGGGGCAAAAAUCACGUUUGGAUCUGCGGCGCCGAUUCAGGAUUCCAACUCCUGUACAACCACCGAUUCAGGCUCCGAAUCCGGUACAACCACCGAUCCAGGCUCCGACUCCGGUACAUUGUGGGUACCGGCGGCUGCGCCGCCGGCUUCUUCCAAGGCUCUGCGGGUUCAGUUGAGGCCGGGGUGGGGAACGGUCGGUCGCAAAUGUGUUGUGAACGCUAAUCACUUCCUAGUCGAGGUCGCCGACCCAGAUCUUCACCAUUAUGAUGUGUCAAUCAGUCCUGAGGUUUCUUCAAAGGAAGUAUGCAGAGACAUAGUGAAUACACUGGUUGAAUUGUAUCGUGAAUCACACUUGGGCAAAAGGUGGCCCGCCUAUGAUGGCCGUAAGAGCUUGUACACAGCAGGGCCGUUGCCCUUCUCUUCAAAGGAAUUUUUUGUCAAGCUAGUUGACAAAGAUGAGCCGACCAGGAAAGUCUGGAAAGAACGUGAAUUCAAGGUUGCAAUUAAAUUUGCUGCCAGGGUUGAACUCCAGUUUCUGAAGGAAUUCUUAGCUAGCAGGCAACUUGAGGCCCCUCGGGACACUAUACAAGCUCUUGACGUGGUCCUGAGAGCAACACCAUCAAAUAUUUAUUCAGUUGUUGGAAGGUCUUUCUUUGAUCCGAAACUUGGAGGUACUGGGUAUCUUGGUGAUGGUUUGGAAUACUAUAAGGGAUUCUAUCAAAGUCUUCGCCCAACCCAAAUGGGUCUCUCCCUUAAUAUUGAUAUUUCAGCAAGAGCAUUUUAUGAACCUAUUCUAGUUUCUGAGUUCGUUGCAAAAUAUUUCAGCGUGACAGACCUAACAAUGCCUCUUUCUGAUCAAGACCGUACUAAGGUUAAGCGAGCUCUGAAGGGUGUUAAGGUGGAACUUGAUCACAGGCAUCAUGUGAAGCGUGACAAAAUUACAGGCAUAUCAGCUCAACCAAUAAGCCAACUAACGUUUCCUCUUGACACCGGAGCAACGGUGUCAGUUGUUCAAUAUUUCCGCCAGAGAUACAAUAUUGUCCUUAAAUAUGUGUUCUUGCCUGCUGUUCAAGCUGGCAAUGAUGCAAAACCUGUUUAUCUGCCUAUGGAGAUUUGUAAGAUUGUCGAAGGACAAAGAUAUUCAAGAAGGUUGAAUGAGAAGCAGGUGAGUGCGUUGCUGAAGGCAAACUGUCAGCGUCCUAAUGAAAGGGAAAGAAGUAUUAAACAGAUGGUUGCCCAUAACAAUUACAAUAAUGACAAGUUUGCAAAUGAAUUUGGGCUUCGAGUAAGGCCUGAACUUACUUCUAUUGAUGCACGAGUUCUACCCCCUCCAACGCUUAAGUAUCAUGAUACUGGGCGUGAGGCCCGGGUCGAUCCACAGGUGGGGCAAUGGAACAUGAUUGGCAAGAAAAUGGUAAAUGGUGGCAAGGUAGACUUUUGGACAUGUAUCAACUUUUCUUCACAAAUGAGACCAGAUCUGGCAUCUAAUUUCUGCAAUGGCUUGAUUUCUAUGUGCAUCGAGAAGGGGAUGGACUUUGAGAGGACGCCUUUACUUCCCAUUCAUUCUGCUAAUCCUAGUUACAUUGAGAAAGCACUCUCUGAUAUUUACAUGAAAUCUUCAAGCAUGAAGAAACAACUUCAGUUGUUAAUUAUUAUUUUGCCCGAUUAUUGCGGAUCAUAUGGAAAAAUCAAACGCAUCUGUGAAACGGAGUUGGGAAUAGUUUCACAAUGUUGUCAGCCUAAGAAUGCAUCAAAGCUUAGUAAACAGUAUCUUGAAAAACAGUAUCUUGAAAACGUGGCACUCAAGAUCAAUGUGAAGGUUGGAGGACGAAACACUGUUUUACUGAAUGCUAUCCAAGGAAGAAUUCCUCUCGUAACUGAUCGUCCUACAAUUAUCUUCGGUGCUGAUGUGGCUCAUCCUCAGCCAGGGGAAGAUUCUAUUCCUUCGAUAGCUGCGGUGGUUGCUUCUAUGGACUGGCCAGAAGUAACGAAAUACAGAGGACUGGUCUCUGCACAGCUACAUAGGCAAGAGAUCAUCCAGGAUCUCUACAAAACAACUCAAGAUCCUACAAAGGGCAUAGUCCAUGGUGGAAUGAUCAGGGAACUUCUAAUUGCAUUCAGGAGAUCAACGGGUCACAAACCUCAUAGAAUCAUAUUCUACAGAGAUGGCGUCAGUGAAGGCCAAUUUUCUCAAGUUUUGCUGUACGAAAUGGAUGCCAUCCGAAGGGCUUGUGCCUCAUUAGAGGAAAAUUAUCUUCCUCCGGUUACCUUUGUGGUGGUGCAGAAAAGGCACCUUACACGGCUCUUUCCAGUCGAUCAUUCCGAUCGCAAUUCAACAGACUGGAGUGGCAAUAUUUUACCAGGUACUGUUGUGGAAAGGGUGAUCUGCCACCCUACUGAGUUUGAUUUCUACCUUUGCAGCCAUGCAGGAAUUCAGGGUACAAGCAGGCCUACACACUACCAUGUGUUGUACGAUGAAAACCAGUUUACUGCGGAUGGCCUUCAGACACUGACAAAUAAUCUGUGUUACACCUAUGCAAGGUGUACGAGAUCGGUUUCCGUUGUGCCUCCUGCUUAUUACGCCCGUUUAGCUGCAAUUCGCGCUCAUUAUUAUAUUGAGGGUGAGACAUCAGACACCGCGUCAACAAGCUGUGGUAGGGCCUCAUGGGAGAGGGACGUGGAUGUCCGGCCACUUCCCGUCAUAAAGGACAAUGUUAAAGAUGUGAUGUUUUACUGCUGAAUCAGAGUUGGUGCUCUCUAUUCAGUAGUAUGCUGUGAACAUACUAGUUUUUUGAACAUUGCUUUUUUGGCUAGUAUGCAUUGAUAGUGGGUGGGUAGAAUUUACAUUUUCCUGAAGCGGGCGGUGUUUCAUUAUGCAAUGUUUCUGAUACAAAUCUCAUGUAAAUUCACACUUGGGUAAUCAGUUUUUGUGGCGGGAUAUAAUUGAAAUCAGAGGCUUUUGUUUUC